Molecule: messenger RNA, 802 nt
Organism: Drosophila bipectinata
Lineage: Eukaryota; Metazoa; Arthropoda; Insecta; Diptera; Drosophilidae
Source: RefSeq, a predicted model, not a curated record
AUGCACGGCAUCACUUUCAUAGCCCAUUUUUUCUUCAUCAUCUAUGUCAUCUACCGCAUCAGUAGCAAUGUGAUUAUAAUAAUCCUCGAAGUUCAACGCACAAGCAAGGUGGAGAACAAGCACCUUCGGAAGUCACCAGCAGAUCACAGCAGCAAAAUAGAAGCGCAGGUUGUGGGCAGACGCGCCCAAAAGGUCGGCGCUAAAGUGAGGCAGGUCACGGAUCGUAGUGUCGAACGGAGGGCCUGGUACAAGGAGUACGAGGCGGUCGUGAGGAGAGACGGUGGAGUCGUGCGAGGUUCCCAGUGGAGCAGUCGACGGCGCAUAUUGAGUCGGAGCGCGGCGCGAAACCGCCCACGAGGCGCGGCCGCGAAAGGACUGGGUUCCUACCGGAGAGCACGGUCGGAGCAGUCGCCGGAGGAGCUGGAGCUGAUUGUGGUCCGGGGCGAGCGAGCCCGGGAGCCAGGCUCGGAGCGUUUGCGGCGAUUUUAAGGAACGCUCCGCCGCAAGAAAAAGAGGAGCGUAAUCGAUCCAACUGGUGGCCUCGUGGUGCCACAAAGAACUGUGCGGAGUUGGUGAGCGGAGGGUUCCGCUCCGAAUAAAGAUUUCGAUUGGCUAACUAAGUGAAGAUCUUUUUUGUGUGAACGGGUUAGCGAAAGCUUUCCCGAGAUAUUUCCUUUCCAGCUUCGAGCACGUGGAAGCGCUUCAACCAGCUCGUCGCGGACAAAGGGGUGAGUGAGUACGAGUAGUUUUACAUAAAGCCAAUCGAAGCGACGCGGAACAUUCCGGUCGUCAAACUACCGCA